Molecule: messenger RNA, 1243 nt
Organism: Gigantopelta aegis
Lineage: Eukaryota; Metazoa; Mollusca; Gastropoda; Neomphalida; Peltospiridae
Product: hemicentin-1-like
Exons: 6
Coding region: 1-1083 (360 amino acids)
Cellular component (GO): extracellular region
Molecular function (GO): chitin binding
Source: RefSeq, a predicted model, not a curated record
AUGAGGACGGCCACGUUGUUUGCCUGUGCUGUGGUGCUAUUGGCUCUUCUCGUGACGACAGAAGGAUCGUGUGGAACUGGCUACAUGAAGUACAGACGAACUCGCACAUGUAUCCCUCCGCGGCAUGGUGGCAAGGCCUGCAGCUCAACAACUCAAUACAUAUCAAGGCAAUGCAACACGCAGCCGUGCCCAGUGGAUGCUGUGAUGUCAGCAUGGUCGUCAUGGAAACCAACAGACGAAUGUUCCAAGCCCUGUGGAACCGGACAGAUCACAUUCGAGAGAACAAGAACAUGUGAACCUCCAAAAUAUGGCGGGAAAGCAUGUGGCACUCUUUCGGAAACCGAGGUUAGAAAGUGCAACACUCAACCCUGUCCAGUGGACGGACAGUGGAGCGAGUUCGGAGAAUGGAGCCCAUAUACCGAGUGCUCGGUGUCGUGUGGUGGUGGCGCUCAAUCAAGAACGAGAACGAGAACCUGCAGCGCCCCCAAACCGCAGUACGGCGGCGCUGACUGUGUAGGGGAGGCAAUCGAGGGUGAUGAAAGAGAGUGCAAUACUCAACCUUGCCCAAUUCACGGUCAGUGGACGCAGUGGGAAGACUGGACGCCGUUGGACAACUGCCCAGUCCUGUGUGGCGGCGGACAGACCAGACUGACCAGGAGCCGGUCGUGCUCGGACCCAGCGCCGAUGUACGGGGGUGACGAGUGUGAGGGGGGAAGUGUGGACUUCCAGAACCCUGGACCCUGUAACACGGAGCCUUGUGGAGAUCUCUGUCCAGAAGGUGAACGUAAAUUCCACCCCCACGUAGAGGACAGCCACCUCUACUACAGAUGUGAUAACCACCAGGUGGCGCGACUCAACACGUGCCCGGAUAUCGGCACGUGGAAGCAGACGGCGGAACGUUGCGCGCCAGUCACGUGCGACUUGAAGUCAGGCCUCAACAAAGCUCACCCCACGGACUGCACAAAAUACAUCUUCUGUCUGAUGGGCAAGCGAGUCGUCGAGCGGAAAUGUCCACCUGGGCAUGCGUGGAACGACGAGAGCAAGCGCUGUGAGACGGCAGUCAACGGAGAGUGCUUCUACUAGAUAACCAAAGUCAGAACUACGUCAGUGGGAAUAUUUUAUGUUGAAUGUUAGAUGAAUCAUGCGUCGAAUUAUCUUGCCAGUUACACGUUUUAUGUCAGUGGGAAUUGUUGUUUAUACUCGUUUAUGUUAUUGAAUAAUAAAAUCAUAUUUACAAAUAACA